AACCAGUAGAAGAAAAUCUAAAAUCAAGAUCUACUAGAUCUUUUCAGUAUCUUAAGGAUACAAGUGAGCUCAAUUUGAAAAAAAAAAAUAGAAAAUCAAUGGAUUCUGUUGAUCACUUAGAAGAUUAUGUAAAUAAAAGAAGAACAUCUCCACAAAUUAAUGAUUUUAGUACAAAAGAAAAUAAAUCAAUGAGGAAUUAUCAAUUAAGAGAGUAUCAUUCAGUAAAAAAGAAAAGCUUGCUCCCCUUGUGCUUUGAGGAUGAGUUGAAAAAUCCAAAUGCCAAGAUAAUCAACAUUAGUCCAGCAAAGAUGGUGACUUCUCACAUGGAACAAAAUGACACAAAUCCCAUAAUUUUCCAUGACACAGGAUAUAUACAAAUAUUACUUUUAUCAAAAAAUAGGCUUUAUUCUUAUCCUUUGGAAAAUGAAAACAUUUACUCAUGUAAAAGAAAAAAUUCUGUUUUAGAAAAAAAUUGUGAAAUUCUCAAAUCUUUAAUUAGUGAUCGAUCUAUUAUUACUCCUUCCAAACCCAAAAAAGCUAUGUCUACAGCAUGGAGAAAAGAUAUGCGAGCCAUAUGUUUCAAAGUGGGCCACAGAAUUGUACAGGAGAAACUAACGAAGAAAACUCAUAAGCAGACAUUAGAAAACACACCUUGGAAUACACUCUAUGAUUUCUCACAGACUUUCUCCAGCCUAACAAAAAAAUGUGUGGGUUACCUUGAUAAAACUGUUCUUCAAGAAAUGAAUGCUAAAACUGGCAAAUUUCAAAGAAUGUUUUCUACAGUAAAACCAAUGAACACACACAAAUUCAGUUCUUCACCCAUCAAAUAUGAUUCAAAGACUUUUAAAAGUAUAUAUAAAUUAAAUAACGUAACACCAUUGGAUGAUUUGUUAAAAAAUGCCUCAUAA
Galeopterus variegatus (Sunda flying lemur) is the source of this 908-nucleotide messenger RNA. Its product is annotated as chromosome unknown open reading frame, human C1orf141. The annotation marks the transcript as partial. The transcript is spliced from 4 exons. The record is from RefSeq and is a predicted model, not a curated record. Lineage: Eukaryota; Metazoa; Chordata; Mammalia; Dermoptera; Cynocephalidae.